UCACAUCUCCCUAUCUCCAAAACAUUCUACAUUUCAACCAAUUAUCAUUUUUCAUUCUUCUGCAAUUCAUUCAAAAUCCUAGGCUGUGAUGGGUGUUUUCACUUAUGAGGAGGAAGUCACUAGCACACUCUCUGCACACAGACUAUUCAAGGCUAUAGCCUUUGAAACUGAUGUCAUUGUCCCUAAAAUUGCACCACAUGCCAUUAAGAGCUAUGAGCUUGUUGAAGGUGAUGGAGGACAAGGAAGCAUCAAGAAGAUUACUUUCGCCCAAGGCAGUCAAUUCAAGUAUGUGAAGCACAAGAUUGAUGUACUUGACAAAGAGAGCUUCACAUAUGGCUACACUAUAAUUGAAGGUGAUGCUUUGAUGGACACACUUGAGAAAAUCAGUUACGAGACCAAGUUUGUGCCUGCUCCUAAUGGAGGGUGCAUUUGCAAAGGCACCAGCAAGUAUUACACAAAGGGUGACAUUGAGCUCAAGGAAGAAGAAAUCAAUGCAGGCAAAGAAAAGGCAAGGGGAAUGUUUAAGGGUAUUGAAGCCUACCUCUUGGCAAAUCCUGAUGCCUAUAAAAAAGGAUCAAUCAUGGGUGUUCUGUCAUUCAGCGACGAGUUCACUUGCCCUGUCCCAGCCAAAAAGCUAUUCACUGCCCUGAUUCUUGAUGCUGCUAACCUCAUCCCCAAGCUCAUACCUCAGGCUGUUAAGAGUAUCGAAACGAUUGAAGGCAAUGGAGGCCCUGGAAGCAUCACAAAAAUGACCGUAAUCGAAGAUGGUGAAGUCAAGUAUGUGAAGCAUAGGAUUGAUGCAUUAAACAAAGAGAAUAUGACAUACAGUUACACAGUGAUUGAGGGCGAUGUCCUAGCGGAGAAAUUUGAAUCAAUUUCUUUUGAGAUUAAGCUCCAGGGAACUCCUGAUGGAGGGUGUGAGGGUACAACUGUUGGCAAGUAUCAUCCAAAGGCAGGUGUCGAGAUUAUGGAAGAGGAAAUUAAGGAUCGCAAGGAUAAGGCCAGUGCUGUUUUCAAGGCUGUGGAAACCUACCUCAUUGCAAAUCCCGAGGCUUAUGCUUAAUGAUUAUUGCUAUAUACUGGACUUCCUACUUUAUGUGAUGUGUUACAGGAAUUUGGGUUCAAUAUUUGUCAUUGUGGCCUAAAAAGCAUUUCUUGCUUAGUCAAUGCAAUAAAUAAAAACUCAUCUUGUUAAAUCUAA
This is a messenger RNA of Ricinus communis (castor bean), 1201 nucleotides long. RefSeq lists its product as uncharacterized. Gene Ontology annotation, biological process: abscisic acid-activated signaling pathway; defense response. Lineage: Eukaryota; Viridiplantae; Streptophyta; Magnoliopsida; Malpighiales; Euphorbiaceae. Gene Ontology annotation, cellular component: nucleus; cytoplasm. The record is from RefSeq and is a predicted model, not a curated record. Gene Ontology annotation, molecular function: abscisic acid binding; signaling receptor activity; protein phosphatase inhibitor activity. Bases 89 to 1063 code for a protein of 324 amino acids. The transcript has 4 exons.